AGUGAAGACGUGACAUAGUUUUAUAAUUACUAUUUACAUUAUUUUUUUUAUUUCAUCCAUUAUUAAAUUCAAGUGAAACUAAAAAUCAUUUUUUUUUUUAGAUUUAUGAUUUAUAUAGCAACUCGUUACGACAAAAUUUGGAAUGUUAGAGACCGCUAGUAGCACACACAAAUAGAGUAAAAAAAUUAAUUAAUUUCAAAGUAAAAUUAUAUAAUAUCAAAUAUAAUUCGACAAUAUACUUUAAAAAUAUUAGAAAUGAAUGAUUUUAAUUGUUUGUCUGGAUAAAGCUGGUUAAGCUACUUGUUAUUUGAUUAAGGGUUUUUUUUUUUAAUUUUUAGGGUAAUAUCUUUAACUAAAUACGAAUUGUAAUCAUUUGACGUAUCGUUGAAAAGAGUAGGUUAAGUGAGUGUUGGAAAAAUAAAUCGCGGCCUCAAAAAAAACACAUAGUAAAAUAAUAUUAACAUGAAUUAAAGUAGAGACAAUAGUGAUGGGAUCCAUGAUAUUUAUUGAAGUUAUUGAAUCUAAAUCAGAUAAAAAUAAAAUGAUGUGAAAAUUUUUCUAACUUAAAAAGAAUUAAGAGAAAAAUUCAGAAAAGUUUCCAUUCCCAUUUAGGGGUUUUAAAUUCAUACCUCAAGCACGAAAAACAUUAGUGUUACCGGCUUGGUAAACGAACGUCGUAUUCGUCAAUUAAUAAAAAUGAGAAUAUUAACAUGAAUAAAAAAUUUCUUUUCACGAGUAGAGACAAUAGUGAUGGGAUCCAUGAUAUUUUUUGAAGUUAUUGAAUCUUAAUGAGAUAAAAAUCAAAUAAUUUGAACAUUUUUUUCUAACUCAAAAAAUGCUAAAUAUUAAUAGCCACAGACGGAUGCGAACCUCGUAACCUUAGCGUAAAAGAUACAAGUGUUACCGAUUCGGCAACUGUUCGUCGCUUUCGGCGCAUGAUAAAAUUAGCAAUUCAAGCUAAGUCAAAUUUAAAAGUUGUUUUUUCGACUUUAAAAAAGCAAAAAAUUUAAAUAGGUUUAAUUUCUUAUGUCUUAUAAACUUUAAUCUAUGUCAAUUAAAUUAUAAAAUAUUCAUGAAAGUCAAUAUAUUACCCCCAUAAGAUAUUUGAAAAAGUUAUGGCAGUUUUAAGUACAAAAUACAUCCCGAUUGAAGGUGAUUUUUAAUACAAACAUUAGAUUAUUUGUUGAAUUUCGGCAGCCAUUUGCACAUAGAAGAUAAAGUGUCGGGACAAAUUUUUUUUUUCAUUUUAUAAUAAUUGACAUUAUCUUUGAUUUGAUAUAUGUGUAGUGGAUGCAGUAUUUCCAAAACAUUUUCAAAAGUUAAGUUGAAAAAGUUCUAUUUUUUAUACAAUGUUUCAAGUUUUGAACGCCCCCUAUAUAAGGGGAAAUUGUCCAAUUUUAAUAAAAAGUAUGUCAAUUAGAAUAUGUACUUAUAAUGUAUUUAGAAAAAAAAAAUUUAUGCUGAUACUUACAUUUUUCGAAAAGUUAUAGCAUUUUUAAGUUGAAAAUUUAAAAUCGAAAAUUUUAACACAAAAUUAGCGUUUUUUUAACUACGGCAGCCGUUUACAUGCAGAAGAUAAAGUGUCGGGACAAAAUUUUUUUUUUCAUUUUAUAAGCAUUAGAAAUUAACAUAUAGGUUUUUACAUAUAGGUAAUAAUUAAACAUAUGUAUAAAGAUCAAAAAAUUUCUGAAACAUUUUCAAAACUAAUAAUGACAAGUGACAUUAGUAUUAUUCAGCUUUUUUAUGAAUGAUAUCCUUAAAGUAAAUAAAAAACAUUAUUAUGCUAGUAAUAUAUCAAACUUCUUUAUUAUAAUAAGCAACCCAAGCUCUAACUUUUCAACAAUAUAAUUGAGUUGUAGCGCAAUUUUUAUGUGACGUAAUGUAAAAUCUAUGUGGCAACAAUUCUAUUUAAAGAAAAUUAUAAUAAUAUCACAGAUAUUUUAUAAAUUUUAGCUUUAUCAUUUCUAAAUGCAGAACAGAAUGAGUACGUGUCUUUUGAGACUUCAAAUUAUAUUUUGUUCAAAAAAUUUUGAAUCCAUCAUUUAUAAUUAUUUUUUAAAUGUUUUCAUUAAAAAUUGUCAAGAUAAUUUUUUUAUUAUUUUAUGUGAUUUUAUAUACUAAAACACACAAUACUACAAAAACAAAAAUAUUACAAUUAGAUAAAUUACUAAAUCAUCCGGGAUGGAAAAAUUUGAACGAUGUGUACUCUAUAAAAUAUUUGAAAAAAAAAUAUGAUCUUAAAAGUCUAAUUGAAAUACCUACAAAUCAGUCUAACUGUAUACAAAAGAUACGAGCCUUGACUAUAUAUCUUGGAUGUACAUAUGCUAAAGUUAUGAAUAAUCUUUUUUCAAUUAUUAUCAACAUGAUAACCAUUUGUUAUGAAAAAAUUCUUGGAGAACACGAUUUCUUAAAUGGAUGCAUUUAUACCGAAGAACUCAUAGACUUAAUAGCCACUUUUAUUGUUCCAACAGCAACAUUGAUGAAAAAUGCAAUGGACGCUUUAGAUUUAUUUCAUAACAUACCAUGGAUUACUUUUAUAAGGAAUCAAAAAAAUUACUACAUAAUGAGUCCUUUAUUAGAGACAAUAGCAAAUAUUCUUCAUAAAUUCAUAAACGAAACAUCUCUAUCACGUGACGAUAUAUCUACAUACUCUUGGAUAUUAGUUACUGUGUUUAAUUUUUUUCUUACAUUCAUUAAAAAUAUAAAAAAAGAAAUGUUAUACUAUUGUACAUUUGUACCUUAUGAUACGAAUUAUUUAUGGAAUGAAUGGAAUCAAGAAUAUAAAGUUAUUAUUGACCAAGGCAUAAAAUUAAUAUUUUUCAAAUUCUUAACAAGGAAAAUUAAAAAUUAUAUCAAGACAGAAAUUAUAGAAAAGUAUUUCCAACUGGGAUUUAAAUAUGAUUCAAUAACUGAAGAAACGUUUGUCCCAAAACCAAAGGAGCUAAUUGAUCUAGAUCAAGAAAUGGAAUUUAGAGCAACAGAUGAAGAACUUUCAGAGACAAUAGAAAUAGAUUUAUCAGAGUAGCUCAAUAUUUUUUUGCAUUUAUAUCGUAAUAGAUUACUGAAAUAGAAAUAAUAGUAAUCAUUUCCUACUAACUUUUGGUGUUUAAAAAGAUUCUACAAUUGAAAUAUUCAGAAGUUAAUUAAUUUUAAUGAUUUACUUUAACUAAAAGAAUUAAUCAAAACAAAGUUGUCAAAAACAUUUAUUCAAUUGAGCGUAUUAUAAAAUUUGAUUAUAUUUGUAAAAAUUAAUUGUUAAUUCAGGAGAAAAAAUAAUCAUUUUUUUUAGAAAUUAUUUAUAUACCAACAUGUUGCCAAAAAAAUUUGAAUAUUAUAAUCUAGUAAUAGCACACACAAAUAUAGUAAAUAUAUUAUGGAAUUACAAAGUAAAAUGAUUUAAUUUUGUAGUUGUAACCUAUCAUAUCAAACUGAAUUCGUCAAUAAAUACUUUGAAAACAUUAAAAAUGAAUGAUUUGAAUUGUCUGUAUUGAGAACGUGGGAUAAUUAACUGUUUAAUUGAUAGAUUAGAAUUUUGUUUUCAAUUUUUGAG
Molecule: messenger RNA, 3550 nt
Organism: Daktulosphaira vitifoliae (grape phylloxera)
Lineage: Eukaryota; Metazoa; Arthropoda; Insecta; Hemiptera; Phylloxeridae
Exons: 2
Coding region: 2060-3025 (321 amino acids)
Source: RefSeq, a predicted model, not a curated record